Chroicocephalus ridibundus (black-headed gull) is the source of this 8368-nucleotide messenger RNA. It is a transcript of the gene LEKR1, whose product is annotated as leucine, glutamate and lysine rich 1. The coding region runs from base 367 to 2301 and encodes 644 amino acids. Lineage: Eukaryota; Metazoa; Chordata; Aves; Charadriiformes; Laridae. The transcript is spliced from 11 exons. The record is from RefSeq and is a predicted model, not a curated record.
CGCGGUAAGAAAAUGGCCGCCCCGGCUGCUUUCCCUCACCCCGCUUCCCUCCGGCUGCCCCGGCCCGGGGGUUCCGCUACGUCGCCUCCCGGGGCGGGUCGUCCUUUCAUUCCCCUACCCUUACCCUCGCCCCCGCCGCGGCCUGCGCGGCGCCAUCGCUCCCCGGUCCCUGAGCAGGCGGCACGGGCGUGGGAAGGCCUGGGCUGCCUGUAGCGUGUUGCAUGUGGUUUCAUUUCCACGCGUGGGCCAGAGAAAUCGUGCGGCCCCGUUGCUGACGACAGGUUCUGACCCUCCCUGUGACUUCUGGCAGCUUCCCUGACCCCACCGUGGAGUUUUGGGAGGCCAUGGAGCGGCACAUCCCCAUUCAUGCGCUGCCCGAGGAGAUUCAGAAGGUAUGGAACUGUGGAAGUACAAAAACACAAACCAUUUGGAGAACAGAUGCCCCAGGAUGAGACAGUGUGUAAAUACUGUGGAGUCAGCUAUUUGAUACUUCAUGAAUUUAAGGCGAUGGAAGAAAAAGUAAAAGCAAUGGAAAAGGCGAUUAAAUUUUAUGAAGGAAGCAUAGAACGGGAAAAAGGACUUCAAGCAGAAUUGCAGUCUCUUUACCAAGACCUUGAACACUAUCGAGCUGACAGCGAAUCAAAAACAGAAAGAAUAAAAAACCUAACAAUGGAACUUAAAAACAAACAAGAUGAAUUAAAAAAUGUGAAAGAAGAUUUGCAGUAUUUCCAAGAAGAAAAGGAAGCUGCCUAUAAGCAAUCACAAGUGCUCAGAAGUACAUUGGAACACCAUUGCUCAGCUCUGAACAAGGCUGUCUCACUGUUUCCUUUUAUUAGAAGUGAACUAGACAGUAUUAAAGAAGUAAUCUCCAGUAAUCUAGAGAACUGGGCUGCCCUGAAAGAAGAAAUUUUUCUACAAAUAAAAACUGUUAGCAAAGAAGCUUUGACAGAAAUACCCAAAUUGAACCAAAGAUUAGCAAAAUCCCAGAGAGAGAAUGAAUGCCUCCAAGAAAAGGUAAAACAUCUGACGUUGGUGGCCGACACAGUUGAGCUGAAAACUCAACAGCUUCAAACUUCACUUCAGCAAGGGAAUGAGCUACAAAGUAGGUGCCGUGAACUACAAAAGGAAACAUUAGAUUUAACAAAUCAAGUAGAGACAAUUGGACUGAAGCUGCAGAAAGUAACAGCUGAGAUGGACCACUACAAAAAGCUGUUAAUGGUGAAAUCAACGGAACUUGAUGUCUGUCAAAAUGAACUGAAAAAAAUGAAAUAUGAAAAUGGAAUUUCUGAGUCAAGACUUAUGAAGGAGCUCAAGGAAAAGGAGGAAUCUCUUCUAAUUUGCCAGCAAGUAUGCAAACAUUUACAGGAAGAGGUGGCUGAGAAGGAGAGGAAAGAAGAAGAUCUAAAAAGAAGAACCAGUCGAUCGGAAAGUGAACUGGAAGCACUUAAAACUCUUCUUAGACAAACAGAGGAGGAGGUGGUGAUGUUGAAACAAGAAAGGGAGUUAAUGCUGAUUUCUCAUCAGAACAGAACAGAGCAGCUGCAGGAAACAUUAAGACAGAAGAUGCGGAAUGAAGAUAACUGGAGGGAGAAGAUACCAGGAUUAAUAUCCAGUGCUACUAGUAGCUUAAGGAUGGAGACAGAAAUUCUUGAAAAGAAGCUACAAGAUGCCCAAACCAAACUUGCAGAGAAAGAUGAAGAUAAGGAAAAAGAAAUUCAGAGCCUUAAAAGACUGAUUACUGAACUUGAAUUUCAACUGACGGUGGAAAAGAACAAUAAUGAAUCAUUUCUGGAUAAUAUGAGGAAAGAAAUUAAACACAAGUCAGAUGAACUGGAAAAAUUAACCCAGGAGAGGACACAACUGAUUCACAAUUUGAGUCAAGUUCAAGAGGAGAACACUCUUCUCCAGGAAACGGUGCGCAGAGAGUGUGAGGAACGCUAUGAGCUGACUGCAGCUUUGACUCAAGCCAGGGAACAAGUACUGGAACUAAAAAAGCUGAGUGGAAACUUCCCGUUAUCGCCGUGUUCCCUGACUCAGGGCAGCCUAACCUCCUCUGCUGCCCUGCUCGCUGAUUAUGGACAGAAAAGCCGCACAAGCCCCGGUGCUGGGAAAGAAAUCAAUCUCUCCGGACAGUUUGGUAUUUCAAGAGCUGCUAAGGCAUCCACCUCCAGUAAGCGUACCAGCAGUGUGGGCUUGCCCACCCUAACCCCACUGCAUCCUCCAAGGGGAAGGGCGGCUUCGCUGAACGAGCCCAGGAGCAGGAUUGCUGCGGUUAUGAGAAGACAACUGAGUCAGCUCUGACAGCUACCUAUACAGCAUAUGGGACACCAUUCCAGUGCAUCCAAUGACCAUUUACUCGUGCACCCCUGGGGUCAAAUCUUAGCCAAUGCAAUUCGUGCAUUCUGCAACUUUAAGUUAGAGUUUCGUAUAUUUUUUUAUGCAAUAAUGUUUCUUUAUGCAUUGCAUAACAAUGUAAUUACAUGCUAUCUACAUUUCAAGGUGAGAAAAGUAAAAAAGAAAAAAUAUCAUCUCUCCAAGAAUAGCACAUCUUCAGUAGGUGUAAUUAAAAUCAUUGCCAAUUUCAGAUACUGUUUUCCCAAACCACUUUGUUGGAAUUUUCCUAUUUUGUGUGUUCUCCUGUGUAACUUAAUUGCUCAUUUCUGUGUAAAAAUGUGAUUUGUUAGGUUAGAAUCAGAUUUUUGCCAUUAUUUAAUUGAGUAGUGUUAUACUUGCAAAUAUGCUUAGGUCAGUGAGACUCGCUAGUUGUGGAGUAUCCGUCGCUCAGCAUGAAAACGUGGCAAAUCCGUGUGCUCGGUAGACUAGCCGUCAGCAGGGACAUAGCCUCCUCUGUGUGCAAGUCUUCAAGCUGUGCUAAUUAACAAGGAGUUGAAGACUUAAUACAUUUUGUCCAAAAGAUGGUUGCCUCUUGAAUUUCAUCAGAAAAGUGUCUUUAUGUUAAGCAUGAUUUUUGGCUUCAAAGGAGACGGGCUGGAGUUCUCUAUAAAAUUGUUACGCAGGAGGAGCAAUAUUUUUAUUUUACUGCUUGAUACACGGAGCCAUGGUUUGUUUCAGAGCAUGAAAAGCCCAGACGAGUCUCGGUUGUCUUUGUUAGAGUGUGGAUGCUGCAGAAGUAGCUGCUUUUCGAACAAGGCAGCUCUACGGUUGGGACAGAUUGUCAGUGCGGAGCACCGGGUGGGCUACGUGCAACAGCGACAGGCAGCACAGACGUAGUCUGAGAUUUUACUUAAUGUGAGACCAGAUACUCAAUUUUUUUGGUCAGAUAAGCGCAAACAGGGCCGAUUUGGUGAUAGUAACCACUACUGGUGACAGUCUAGUGCUCAUCAGGCAAGGAGAAGUGAUGAAGCAGGCCCAAGUCAUCCUGGCAAGUCCUCUGGGCAGAGGUAGACCUACCAUGUAGACCCAGCUUGGGCAAGGGCUUGGGCUGGGGCAGGAGCUUGGGGCUGAGCUCCCGGGCUGGUGGCAGCAGUGCAGAGGUGGGAGCCCCAGGUAUGGGGGCAGUUCAGCCCUGUCAGUGCCCCCAGUGCCCCAAGAGUCGCUUCUCUUGAAAGAUCGCUGUUCAUCUUCUUCUGAGACCAUCAGCUGUGACUUGGACUGGAACUUUGUGGGAGGUAAGUUAGAGGGGAACAUUUUGGAGACUCUCAGAGGGUGGAUACGAACAGGUAGAUGAUGAUGACUGAAAUUGCUUGCUUCUGUUUAAGUUUUGGGACUGGGCUUGCUCUUCGCUUGGAGUCAUGGAGUUGCUUCUUCACAGGACGCUUUACUUGUAAACCCAAAUACAUUUAUAAUUGCACCAUGAACCUUGACCUUCCUGUUAUUUCUGAGUGAUGAGAGAGUCUCUCUUCAGUGAUGGAGAAAAUCAGAAAAGUUUCGUUGAAUCCAAUGUCAUGGCAGGGAAUGCAUUUUAUUCAAUACAAUCAGUGAAAGAAACGGCCAUUGUAGAUAGAGCCUCUGGGUCUAGAUUUGAAAGGACACUUUGUCUUAGCUUUUGUUCCCACUGAAACCAUCAGUAAGCCUUACCUGAUUUCAGUGGUAGCAGAGUGUAUCCAAAAGCUGAAAAAUCCUCUAUUCACAAAUUCCAAAAGCAACAAAAAAAUCAGUAUUGCAGAAGUUACUCUGGUAGCUGCUGCUGCAUAGAGGUGGUGUAGGUGCUCUGCAGUCGCCUGGCAGAUUGAAAGGACCCGAACUUGACCGUCUUAUGCACUGACCCCAAAGAAACUGUUGCCAAAAAUUUGCUAAUUGGGGGAGUGUUAGAAUCAAACACGAAUACUGUCCCUAGGAGAGUGUGGACUCAGCUUGGUGGAGAUCUGAGUCUGACGAUUCACCUUUCAGCUUUCCUCAGUUUUGUCUCAACAGGAGGCCUGGUGGCCACCUUGCCUUCCCUGAUGCAGAAGGCCCCGGCUGUAGCUUCCAGCCCAAGCAUGUGCUGAUAGGCUGCAUCCGCCUCUCCUCUAGUUUUACUCAACUGGGAUUGUGCUCAAUACCAAUUGACAAAUUAAUUAGGCAAUGGUGACAGUGAGUCUUAAGCGCAACCAAGAUAACUGGGAAACAGUGGGAACUGUCUACAGGACCUGCUGACUUUGCUCAGAUAUUUGUAUUUUUCUUAAGGAUGUUAAAAAUUGGAAAUAUCAAAGAUGUGAAGGCAAUUCCACUGUGAAAUGUAAGCCUCGGGAAAUUAAUUUUUUAGCAAUUCCACGAAUGUAGAAAGAAGGGAUGGGGAGCACUCCCAAAGGCCUGUUUAGAGGAUGGUGGGAUGGUCCCCUUCUCUGGUCGGUGGUGAUGCUGAUCUUGUGUUUAGAAAAGAUCCUGACUCCUUCAAGCUUGAAAAUUGCUAUUCCACUGUCCACCCGCAGUCUUUCUGUGCUGAAGUAAUAGGUUUUCAUUGAGGCAGUUCUUAAAAUUAUGAGCUUAAAAUUAUGAGCUCCAGAGCUCUAUUAGGUAGAUUUUUCAUAAAAUUUUUAGAUGAACUUUGGUUGUAUUUACAGUCUUAUGAGAACUUUUAAAGAAUGUAAAUCCAGUAAAUGCUAUUACAUAAUUUUACACCCUUGUGUAGCUGUGGAACAGGUGUCACGGUGAACCCUGCGGUAGCUGAUGUCGUAAUCUGGAGUUUAACGCUGGAAUGUUUAUAUUGAAGAACAGGUGGGACUUCACCUGUGGACGGUUCUGCUGGCUGGAGAUCACCGCUGCGCAGUAACGGCUCUGUGCUUAAAGCAAAGCCAGAGCACAGAUGUGGAAAGCAACCUCUUCUGUUUCAGUUUGUGUCUUCGGUAAGAGAGUGUUUCCCCCACUCCGUGUGGUAGCAGCCGUUCCUCCCCUUGUGCGGCUCGGGUUGUGCAAACAGGUCAGAUUCAAAAUCUGGGCUCUUGUCCACUGCUUUGGUGUUUAUGUCCUCUAGCAGCAGCAGGAGUAAAGAAUGACUGCGUGGUCAUAAAUUGUAAAGAGAGGAGGAAUAGCACGUAAAAUAAUGAGAGCAAUCACAGAAAUAAUGUUUCUAGCAUGAGGGAGUGUAUAAAUCAUGGCUGCAAACCAAGUCAAGAACGAAUAUUUCCCUUAUUUCCCCUCCCUCCCAGAAACCCAGAACUCCUGCUGCUAAGCAAUAAGCAAAAUAUAUAAAUGUCAGGAAACCUUUUUUACCAGCUUUUAAAAACAAUUAAAUUAAUUUCACGUAGUCAAGGAAAGUUUACAGAGUAUUUCUCGUAAUGGGAUGAAACACACCAGCAGAAAGAGAAUGUAGACACCUAAUUAUAUCACCACAUUUUCAGGAAGUAAAACUUCCUGGAGGCAAUGCGUCUUGUAGAAGCGGUGUCAUUUAUGAAUAGGUUUUUCGUAUGCUGGACCUUGCACUCUAGGACUCAUGGCACAAGGGAAUACUAAAAAAAAAACCUCCAAGCUUGAAACAAAUCUGCCUCUGUGGGAUCCUGACCCGCUGGCUGUAGGCAGUAAGCCAUCCUUUCACUUCUCAAGGUUACAAGAAAACGUCCCAUGGCAACGGGUUGUCUUGUUCUUGCCUAAUGCAAAGGCUUCUGUUUCUUCCUUGACAGAGCUGAUAUUGUUGCCUGAUCAAGAAUAGUAGCUCGUACAGUCCUAAAUCUUUCCAUAAAUUAUUAAUCCCACUAGCAGGCUGUCAGUUUGCAUCCAAUGCGCUAACAUACUGUGUUAUUACCAAAUUUAUCCAUUUAUUUUUAUCCGGUAGCCUUCACUUCCAGGGAAGUUUCAAAUAUUUAGUGUGUUACUAUUAACUGGAGAGAGUCUACACGCGAUAGCUGAGCACAGCAUCGUUAGGAGGAAGCAGAAGAGUCUGGGUGCAGGCUGCGAGUGGACUGCUGUCACACUCGUGGGUUUGUGGAUGGGAAAAGGAGCCUGUGGUGAGGUUGCGUCCCCUGGCAGCCCCCAGGGUGGCUGAACUGGGCGCUGUGGGCUGUGCUGGCCAGCACUGCCCCACGCUUGCCCUCUCCAGCCUGCCCACCAUGCCUACCCCUAUUCCUCUGGGCAUGAAAGUAAGAGUCACUAAUAUUGGUCUGAUGCUUUAGAGGAGGUUUCGUGUGAGCAUGAGGCAUCGUUUGUGGUUUGGCUAACUGUCUCUUGAGUGCAAAACCAUCAUUAUGGAUGGAGAAAGCAGGUGUAUCUGUGUGAUGGAAGGGGAAAUGCAGGGCACUAUCCAAAGCCAAGGUGGGACAGAGCAAGUGGAGCCAUCACAGUGUUUCUGGCAUAGAAAGCAACAGCAACGUCCUUUUAAGAUGCCUCAAACUUCUGCAUGUGCUUUCUGAACGCUCCUUUUAAGCUGCUGCCUCAUCCUGUGUUCAGUGGGGAGAGCUCCCCAGCCUCAGGCCAGGCCUUUGCUCUGCCAGUGUCUCUGUAGAAGGUGCAAAUGAGAUAAGCUGGAGUUUCUGGCUUGCAGGGCUUACACAAGCAGUGUGGAUCCGCACUGAUGCUUGGCUGCCGCAGAAGAACGAGUGAGCAAUAUUUAGACAACUGCAGUAUAGGGGUUGUCCUCUUCUGGCUAAAGACUGGCAUCCCAGGAUGUAAAAAGCAGAUGGACAUGGCCAAUGUAGUCUGGAGGGGGAAAGCUUUGAACAGGGGACGUCCUGCAGGACAGUAGGACAGGGCCUCUUCUGGGGACAGUCCUUGACGCUAGCUGUGCUCAGAGCUGUGCCUUGGCUUCAUCUCAGAAGGAACUUGCUUGUUCACUCUGGAAGAGGGGCAGAAAAGAACAGGAAAGAGUGAUCAAGUACCUACAUGUAGCCUGGACUCCCGGGAGAUCAGGGAGCUGAGUUCUUGGGCAGCAUUGGAAGCACCCACCAUGUAGGCUCCAUGGGCUGCCUUGGAAAAAGCAAACUUAACUCAAGUGUUGAUGAGCAUCAGAGCCCACAGUAUGUACAAUAAGAGCCAGGCGCGUUAUUUCAAGCACAUGUUGUAAAUGCAAACUGACGGCUGUUGGACAAGAAAUGGCUCGGAUCCAGCCCGUGGGAAGCUGGGGCAGGAGAGCCUGGGCUUUCCCCAGACACACUCCCUAUCCCAGGUCACUCACUGGAGCAGUCAGUCUAUGCCUUGUUAUGGGUCAUCACUUUUCACUGAAAGGUGCCCCAAAAUUUCUGUGUUCUCCACAGACAAUAGUACAGAAAGAGUCAAAUCCAUCUCUGGUGACAUGGAGCUGUCUUGCUGCUCCUUUGACAGGUGACGAAAUUAUUGCUUUCCAUAUGUGUCAAAGUGCUUGCCACAUGUGUCAUAGAUAUAAGUGCUUGCCAUAUGUAUCAAACUUUUAUUCCUAAUAGGAUAUUACAAAAUAAAGCAGCGAUGUGCCUCAUGUAUUAAAAAUGAUAAAUAGAUCUUUAACUGAGUUGGUGUGUAUGAUCUGGGAUCCCAGCCUGUGGCUUGCAUAUGGAGUUUUUCCAUGAAGGAAGAAAUUAAACUUCAGAAAAAAGCAUCGUAGUAUCUUAGCAGCAUUGGAAGUGUAUGAAAAUAGAAACUGGAGCCAGACCCAAUGCCGUAGGUCAUUAAAAUGUAUUAAUCAGAAAAAAAAAAAGAUGGACUGCCUUUCUUUUCAUUUAAAGAAACGGUUGUGCUGCGAGAUAUUCUUUGCUUUAAAUUCUUGAUUUCGCUCCCAGUGUUUUAUGACUCGUUUCCUUUAAAGCCUGCAGUGUGCUGCAGAAGCACUGUGCAUUUUUAAUACAAAAGAAAGAGCAGAAGAAUGAGUCUGGGGAAAUUUCCUUUCUCAGAGAAAACCCACGCAUCUUUUAUUCUUAGUUAUUUUAAAUGGGGACUUGGUGUUUGAUUCUGUCUUUAAUUGUUAUAGGUGAUUAAGUGUAUUCUACUGGAGGAAGAAUAAACUCCAUAUGCAACUGUAAUGGUG